AUGAACGGCCGUCUUCUCUGUCUUCUCUCCGUUCUCUCCGUCUCCUCUUCGGCGUUGAUUGACGAUUCGCGAAUGGAGGAGAUCGAGUGUGAGUUUUACGGAAACUUAAAAAAAAAAAACGAUUUGAUCGCUACGUUUUUUUUCGAGUUUAAAAGCGUAAUAGCAGAUUUCAGGCUCAAUCGUCGCCAUUUUGUCCGAUCAAAUCGAAGAAUCGGCGGCGUGCAAUCUGAAACAUCUUCUGAAAAACGAUCCGCUGUUCAAGCCGCUCAUUCAGACGAACGUGCACAAGAAGAGGAGUGCGUACGAGAUUGUCGGAGUGCACAGUGAGUACGAGCAGAAAAACUAGCUUUUUCCCUGCAGAAUGAGCCUAGAAACGUUAGCCUCACGGUCUCCCACGGCGCGAAUGAUUUCGAUGGGGCGCACUUGCAACAGGCGGGCUGUGUCGAUUUACGCGGCGGCCGAUUAAUUAAUUUUCAACGGGAGGCCGCGUUCUUUCCAUGUUUUCUGUACAAUACACCUAUUUUUUGUACGCCUGGAACUUGGUAUUGAAUAGUUAGAGCACUAGCUACGUUUUGGUUAAAGAAAUCUCGCAUAUCGUUGAGAAUUAGCCGAGUUAUUUCGAUUUGAAGGUUUUCGCCUGGAUUUUGAUGGUUUUCGAAUAGUUUUCGAAAACUGCUCAAGAAAACUAACCGCCGGAACCUGAAUUUUGUAAAGAAAGAUUCAGCGAACAUUUUUAUCGUUCGUUGGGCUCAUGAAAUGCAAAAUGAGCGGAAAUAUAAAGGUUUGAAGUUUUGACGAAAUGCGAAAAAGACGCUAAAAACAUUGAAAACUCUAAACUCUGUAAAGCACGGUUUCCAAUCAGUAAAAUAUUGUUUUCUAGACGUUUUUCAAGUCAAAAAGAUAGAAAUAAAGGUCGUAAACUCGAAUUUAAGUGCAUUUUUAGACCUGCAAAUUUUCAAAAGUUACAACGACACUCCGCAAUUUACGAGCGCACUGUGUUUAGCAUUAGCGCCCUGGGAGACCGUGAGCCUGUAGUUGUUUAAAGGCGCAGCACUCUCAACAAUUCACUUUUCCGGAAUUAUUCAGUUUUGACCAUACAUCUCCCGAAUCGCAUUCUUCUGCGUGUUUUGGAAGCCAUAAACUUUCAACCACCGCUUGUAAUUACACACUUCGAGUCUUGUAAGAUGGCCGAUCAAGGUUGGCUGAAAAACCAGUUGGCGCGCGCGCGCGCGCGCACGCAAGAAUGACGUGGAUUGUGCCCUUCUCGUACACUCCGUACUUUCCAGCGUGCGAAGAAAACGAGCCGUGCCGUGUGGGCCGAGCCCGAUCGUGCCUCUGCCCGGAAGACUUUGUCUGCGACACGACGCCCGCCAACAAGGACGUUCAUUUGUGCGUCAAACUCGGCUACCUUCGGAUGUUCGGCCUGUAA
Molecule: messenger RNA, 1429 nt
Organism: Caenorhabditis sp. 36 PRJEB53466
Lineage: Eukaryota; Metazoa; Nematoda; Chromadorea; Rhabditida; Rhabditidae
Source: the annotation of a GenBank genome assembly